Ambispora gerdemannii is the source of this 1051-nucleotide messenger RNA. Lineage: Eukaryota; Fungi; Glomeromycota; Glomeromycetes; Archaeosporales; Ambisporaceae. The record is from the annotation of a GenBank genome assembly.
AUGGCAGGAUUAUACCAAACAUCUGGAGGAAAAAUAGACAGACAAGAUCAAACAGCAUAUGACGCUUGUGUAAGAGAAACACUUGAAGAAACAGGAAUAAAAACGCAACCUGUAUACUUAUUUAAAGACACCAGAUAUGGAAAUGGAUGCAAUGUAUACAUAACAUACAUUGGAACAAACAUACCACAGUUAAAAGAACCAGAAAAAAAUACAGCAUGGAAGCUAGUAACAUUCAAUCGAUAUAAGAAACUAUCACAAGAAGAAAAAAUGACAGGAACACAUAAAAAUGCUCGACAAACAAUUAACCAUAUACAAGAAAAAAUUAACAGGUUACAACAAGAAGUAAAAGAAUUACGCAAACAACAAAAUAAUAUACAAAAAGAAUUAACUAAUUGGACAACAAAACCUAUAACAGAAACAAAUAAUGAACAAUGGAAAAGAAUUGUAGAAUCCAUACCAACAACUAGAUUCUAUCACAUACCAAUUGAAAAAGAAUACAGAAAAUACUUCGCAUAUGGAGUAGAAGGAAUGGGACAAUUUCAACCAACACGAAUGCCCUUUGGAACAAAAAAUGCACCAGCAUUCUUUCAACGAACAAUGGAAUUCAUACUAAAUGAUGUAAUAUUUGAAGAUUGGAUACACGUAUACAUAGACGACAUAACAAUAGGAGCCAAUAACGAACAAGAAACAAUCGAAAGAACGAACAAAAUACUACAAUUAAUUAAAAAAGGAAACUUAAAAGCAAAAUUAUCCAAAUGUCACUUCAUGAAAACAAAAAUUGAAAUAUUAGGAUGGACUAUAACAAAUAAACAAGCAAAAAUUACGCCUGGAAGAAUAGAAGCAAUUUCCAAAUGGGAGUUCCCUGAUACAAAACAAAAGGUAUCCAAGAUACCCACAUUCUUAGGAAUAGUAAAUUAUCUCAGUACCCACAUCCCAAACACAGCACAACUCACUGAACAUUUACGAAAAUACCAGAAAAAUCCUGAAAAUGAAAUACUAAAGACAAAGGCAUUACAAGCUUUCGACAAGAUAAAAGAAAUAAUAAGUCAUG